UACCUAGGUACAAUACAAUACCCUACCUCUAGGUAUGUAGGUAAAUAUGUCAACGGUAAUGCGUAUAUUCUGUCACACUGUAUUUGCGACAUUAGCGUCUCUCUUCCAUCAUUCUAAGUUUCCAAGGUUACGUAUCGGAUGCUAUAACGAUUAUAAUCCUUUCAACCUUAACCUACAUACGUAACCGCCCUGACAUCUUAGCUCCUUAGUUGUGCCUAUUAUUCAAUGUUUAGGCACGCCAUGGGCAACCGGUACAGUGUAUAAAUCUUGGCCUUAACGGUACACAUAAGCUUUAUCUUAUCGAUAACUAACAAAGCAUAGACGCGUUGCAGGCGUGUAAAUUGGACCCUUGCAUCUGCCAUCUUGCCUUCAUUAUGUAACCUUAGUACCUAGUAAGUUCAUACAUAGUAAUAGUUACAUGUACCUAUUAGAAUUCAAUAGCAUCUCAAUGCAUACCUAAGUUGGAAACCUCCAAACUCAACAGUCUCUUCAUCGCUUCAAAAUCAAUCACACAUCCAUCAACACCAUGGGUAACGACGGCGGCUCCAUCCCCAAGCGCCGCGAACUCGUCCGCGAAGCCGCCCGGCUCCCCAACGCCUCCGAACUCAAAGCCACCGCCCUCGAAUCCCUCGUCCACGCCUGGACAACCUGCCCACUCUCCGAUGCCCCCCUCGACCUCUCCAACACCGUGUCCGACUGGCGCGGGCGCCUCUACAACUACGAGUCCGUCCUGCAAUGCCUCAUGCCCGCCUCGUUCGAGACGCCCCUGCCAGAGACCCAGGAAGCGGAGUUCGCCCGCACCGGCAUAAAAAACCUGAAGGAUGUCGCCAAACUCAAGAUCACCACGAGGAAAGAAGAAAAGGGCAGUCGCGAAUUCGCCGCCUGCCCUGUCAGCUUGAAGGAGCUGGGUGCCGCCACGAAAGGCGUAUAUAUAGUGCCGUGCGGUCACGUCUUCGCCGAAGUUGCUAUGAAGGAGAUAUUCGAUACUGAGAAGCAAUGCCCCGAAUGCAGCGCCCCUUUCGAAGAGCGCGAUGUAAUUCCUAUACUCUCGACCGAUGAGGGUGAGAUAGAAAAGCUGGCCAAGAGAAUAGACGACCUAAAGGCGUUGGGUUUAACGCACUCCCUGAAAAAGGAUAAGGGCGCUAGUAAAAAGAAGCGCAAGGCUGAAGAGAAGGAGAGGGAUACGGAUGAAGCACAAAAAGAGAAGAAGGAUGCUAGAAAUACUGAAAAGGUUAAGGAAAACAAGAAGGACAUAUCGAGCCGCAUAAAUAAUCCCAUGACGGCGUCCCUAACAGCCAAAGUCCUAGCGGAGCAAGAGGAGCGGAGCAAGCGACGGAAAAUGGUGGGCGGAUACAAGAGCAGCGAGGCUGUCAGAUAGAUACCAGGACAUCCUGAAAUCUGCUAUUUUUUACGAUUAUUCCUUCGUAAAUAACGUGA
Hypoxylon fragiforme is the source of this 1437-nucleotide messenger RNA. Its product is annotated as DUF602-domain-containing protein. Gene Ontology annotation, cellular component: nucleus. Gene Ontology annotation, biological process: mitotic DNA replication termination; site-specific DNA replication termination at RTS1 barrier. Lineage: Eukaryota; Fungi; Ascomycota; Sordariomycetes; Xylariales; Hypoxylaceae. Bases 527 to 1378 code for a protein of 283 amino acids. The transcript has a single exon. The record is from RefSeq and is a predicted model, not a curated record.